This is a messenger RNA of Tricharina praecox, 608 nucleotides long. RefSeq lists its product as uncharacterized. The record is from RefSeq and is a predicted model, not a curated record. Bases 25 to 504 code for a protein of 159 amino acids. Lineage: Eukaryota; Fungi; Ascomycota; Pezizomycetes; Pezizales; Pyronemataceae. The transcript has 2 exons.
GAACUCUGCGGCAUUGGAGUCACGAUGUUGUCAUUUGUGGUUCCAUCUCACGCCAACGGUCCAACUCUUUUACUCAGCAAUGGUCUCGCAUGCAGCUACUACGGUAUCCUUGCUCAGUCAGGUCAUACUAUUGAACAGUUCGAGAGCUUUGUUUCCACCAGCCGUCUGUUGAAGGAGACGAAGGAUGCUCAGGAUUCUCAGAGUGACUAUUCCGGGACUGGUGGCCGGGAUGCAAUGCGCAAGGUUGUCAACAGCAGACUUCUUGAUCUUCUCAACGAUUCUCGAGGAGCGCACGCAAUGUUGAAGAAAUUGCCGAGAUCAAACAUUCUUGAAGUUCUGAAGGCACGCAAGCAAAAGAUCAUAGUUCCUGAAGACUGGCCUGAAGCCAACCGCGGCAGCGAAAGCCAAAUCCUAGCCACGAUAUUCGGCUCUACGCAUCUAGAGGACCUACGCCUGACUUUCGAAGCGCUUCAGAGCGGAGGAUUGGCAGUUGUCAAACGUUGAGUUUCUGUACGCGAGGGCACUGAUCUGUCUCGAUUGCUUUGGUGGGAAAAGUUUUUUGAAUUCUUUAUGAUUUACCUACAUACCUAGACUCUUUAUCUCCGUGC